UUAUUUUUGUUCUUUCAUCAUUUUCUUCUUCCUCCAUUCUGGGUUUUUUGACCGUUGCUUUUCUUCUAUAAACCCUUCUCUCUCUCUCUCUCUCUCUACUUUCUCUCUCUACCUCCAUAAUCCUUUCUCUCUCUCUCACUCUUACACUCUCUCGCUAAUCAAACCACCGCCCAAGAUUACACUCUUCUCUCUUCCUUCCCCCCGCCCAAGAUUCAUCCCUCCAGCCCAGAGAAACCUUAUGAGUCUGGCAAGAAACACACAGCAAUAUCCUUGUGAUUUCGGUUUUGAUUCGAGCUUGACGAAUUCUUAGUUUUUCAAAGUUUCAAAGAAAGGGGGACAAAUUGAGAUAUGGGAUGUUCCAUGUCAAAGCUGGAAGAUGAAGAGGCAGUUAAACUUUGUAAAGAUCGGAAGAGUUUUAUCAAACAAGCUGUUGAGCAGAGGAGACGAUUCGCUUGUGGACAUCUAGCCUACAUUCAGUCAUUGAAACGAGUAUCUGCUGCUCUUCGUGAGUAUGUCAAUGGAUACGAGCCUCGCGAAUUGUUGUUAGAUUCAUUCAUUACUCCCUCUUUCACACCUCCUGUAAAGAAAACAAGUCCUAGUUUUAUAUCCAUAACGCCGAAUUCCUUCUCGCAACUUCCUAUUCAAUCUAAACCAAAUACAGUAGUGAGAGUAAAUUACCUGAGAUCAGGUGGGAAUGGAGCAGUUUCUGUAGAAGAGAGACCUCAGUCACCAGAAACUGUGAGAGUUCAAUCUUAUUCACCAAUGCAUCAGUAUGGAUUUGAUGGCUACUUCCCAAUGCAAUCCCCCCCAGUGAAUACCUCAUUCUUUUCUUAUUCUCCUUACAACAGACCAAAUAUCCCUCCCCCAUCACCCGAAAGUUCGCAAUGGGACUUCUUCUGGAAUCCGUUUUCAUCAUUGGAUAACUAUGGCUACCCCUCGCACAAUGGUUUCGAUCACAUGGCAAUUGAUGAUGAGAUCAGAGGGCUAAGACAGGUUAGAGAAGAAGAAGGGAUUCCUGAACUUGAAGAUGAUGAAACUGAGCAGGAAGACAACAGCAAUAGGAGAGUAGACAACAGCAAUAGGAGAGUAGACAACAGCAAUAGGAGAGUGGACAACAGCGAUAGGAGAGUAGACAACAGCGAUAGGAGAGUAGACAACAGCAAUAGAGUAAAUGCCACUGAUGAAAGAACACGUACUGGCCAAAGUUGUUGUAGAGAGGAAGUUGUUGUUGAAGAUGUGGAUGAGGACGAGGAUGAAGAUGAAGAUGACGAGGAUGAAGAUGAGGACGAGGACGAGGACGAGGAUGAGGAUGAGGAGGAAACAAACCAUGGAAGUGAGAUAGAACUUGAACCAAAAGGCAUACAUUCUCGUCGUAAUGGGAAGAUUGAUGUAUCAAGGGUCCAGAAUGCCGGAACUAUUGCAAGUACAAGCCAAGAAUCGGGGGUGGCUCAUCCUGAAUCCAAGGAAGAAACACCGGGCUUUACUGUUUAUGUGAACCGAAAGCCAACAAGCAUGUCAGAGGUCAUUAAAGAACUGGAAGCUCAGUUUAUAACAGUUUGCAAUUCAGCAAAUGAGGUCUCAGCACUGUUAGAGGCUAAAAAAGCUCCAUACAUGGCCACUUCAAAUGAACUUACAGCCAUGAAAAUGUUGAACCCAGUAGCUUUAUUCCGCUCAGCUUCAUCUCGCUCUUCCUCGUCAAGAUUUCUAAUAAGCUCUUCAGUGACUAAGGAUGAAAGUGGUUAUGAGAGCAGUGGCGAUGUAGCGGAAGAAUCCAGCUCAUUUUCACCUGGUCAUCAAUCGACAUUGGAUAGAUUAUAUGCUUGGGAGAAAAAGCUCUACCAGGAAGUGAGGUCUGGAGAAAAGGUUCGAAUUGCAUACGAGAAAAAAUGUAAUCAACUCAGAAACCAAGAUGUAAAAGGUGAAGAUCCAUCUUCAGUAGAAAAAACAAGAUCUGCCAUGAGAGAUCUCCAUACUCAGAUAAAGGUUUCAAUUCACUCUGUUGAAGCUGUGGCAAAAAGAAUCGAAACGUUAAGAGACGAAGAGUUGCAGCCUCAACUUCUAGAAUUGGUUCAAGGGUUAGCAAGGAUGUGGAAAGUAAUGGCAGGAUGUCAUCAAUUACAGAAACGGGCUUUAGAUGAAGCAAAGCUUCUACUCGCGGGUAUACCAUCGAAGUUGGAUGCUAGGAAGCUUUCUUCAGCUCCAGUCAUCGAACCAAACUGGUUAGCGCGUGCAUCGGCCAAUCUAGAGACAGAGCUCAGGAACUGGCGAAGCUGUUUCGAGUCAUGGAUCACUUCUCAGCGAUCCUAUAUGCACGCGAUAACCGGAUGGCUCCUCCGUUGCGUAAAUUCCGAUUCCUCCGACACUACAAAGCCUCCAUUUUCACCACGCAGGUCGAAUGCAUCUGCAUUGCCAAUAUUUGGACUUUGCAUCCAAUGGAAAAGGUUCCUGGAUGAUAUCCAAGAGAAGGCAGUGCUAGAUGGGCUUGACUUCUUUGCUGCUGGAAUGGGAUCACUCCACGCACAACAACAGCAAAGAGACGACCCUCACCGGAUUCAAGUUGGGUCACAGAGGUAUGAAGAAUCGAGUGGGAAUAUGGAGAUGGUAGAGUUUGGGAAGGCUGAAGAGGCAAUGACUGCAGAAAAAAUGGCUGAAGUAGCCAUAAGAGUGCUGUGUGCUGGGUUGUCUUUUGCUAUGAGCUCACUGACUGAAUUUGCUAUCAGUUCUGCUGAUGGAUAUGGUGAACUUCUUAAGCAAAUGCCAAAGGGAGACAAUGGCCAGAUGACACAAUAGCCUUCUCAAGGUGGGAUUGGAAUGUAAUUACAAAUGCUUUAUUUGUAGCUUAGAAUUUAUUUUAUUUUGAUUUUUUUUGGUUGGGUUUACAAUGGUUAGAAAAUGGCUUCAGAUGUAUUUAGUUGGAAUCUAACUUAGAUUUAUAUGAAAGUAGCCUGAAUGUAAUUUUUGUUACUCCCUCUCUAACUCUUUUGGGGUGUGAGUUAGUUGUUUGACUGAAUCGAUGCUGAAGUUGAUAUCAAUAAAAACCGAGAACAACCUGUCUAGAAAUAUUCAAAUGAAGGUGACAUACUAUUUUUUAUUU
Messenger RNA from Cucumis sativus (cucumber), 3094 nucleotides. Its product is annotated as nitrate regulatory gene2 protein. The coding region runs from base 349 to 2790 and encodes 813 amino acids. NCBI's taxonomy places the organism in Eukaryota, Viridiplantae, Streptophyta, Magnoliopsida, Cucurbitales, Cucurbitaceae. The record is from RefSeq and is a predicted model, not a curated record. The transcript has 5 exons.